Messenger RNA from Acanthopagrus latus (yellowfin seabream), 4538 nucleotides. RefSeq names its product arf-GAP with dual PH domain-containing protein 1-like. Lineage: Eukaryota; Metazoa; Chordata; Actinopteri; Spariformes; Sparidae. The transcript has 11 exons. The record is from RefSeq and is a predicted model, not a curated record. Gene Ontology annotation, biological process: positive regulation of GTPase activity. Gene Ontology annotation, molecular function: phosphatidylinositol bisphosphate binding; GTPase activator activity. Gene Ontology annotation, cellular component: intracellular membrane-bounded organelle; plasma membrane. The coding region runs from base 1173 to 2306 and encodes 377 amino acids.
UAUGCACAACAGAUGUGCUCACAAUUCAACAUUUGCAAAUCACGUUUCCUCCCUGCCCCUCUUAUGUGUGUGCACCUAGUACAGUACAGCUAUCGCUUCCUCACUGUGCAAGUGGAACAGCACACAUACUGGGUCAUUCCUUAUUUAUCUUCUCUGAGCAUGUUUUUUUGAUUUGUAACAAACGAGGCCACGUCAACAUCGACCAUAAAACUCCACCACCCAUUUCAUGUAUUCUAGUAUGUUUUAGUUGGACAGGUUGAAAGUAAAGCUGCUUUAAAUGUUUUUGUAAAGUUAGUAAUUCUGUGUGUAAAAACUACUUAACAGUGCUACAAGAUGAAUGCAAUGCAGCUCACAAAGCCCAGAACACAUACAUUUUACAACGUGUUGUCUGUGCUGCUUAUAAAAAUAGGGGAAAUGGGGGGAAAGGGGAGCUGUCCUCCAACAAAUACACUAUUCCAUGAAGUUGUGAAGGUUGAAAACUUCAAAUCAUGUAAAAAUAUCUGUUAAAUCCCGGAAAUUUAACAUUUAACUUUAAGAUUUCAUUGACCAUUUAGAUUUAACAAUUAUACUUAACUUGAUAUGUAACACUUAACACUUGGAUUUCACAUUUAGAUCGGGUUUAUCUCAAGUCUUUUUAGAUUUAACAUUACACUUUUAAGGUUAUAACAGUUCUAACAUGCUUUUAGAUUCAUCUCUGUCUCAGAUGUAAAGAAAAAAUGAGGCAAAUGUGAGCAAAUUGAGCUAAAUAUCGACAAAUUACUGAGUUACAAACUCGUGAGGGAGGCCACAGGGAUGUAACUGUGGGUGUAUUCACAGAUGACAGUCGUGAGCGCCGCUCCUACCAGCAGAAUGGCCGCUGGGGGUCUCCCUCCGGAGAGAGGCUCUCCCAGAACACACUUCCAUGCCGCCUGCGUGAUGUUGCAUCUAUAAGAGUUUUUACGGCACACACACACCGGACUGACCAUGCUCCGCUCGUCGGCCACCCAUCAGCUUCAGUCACAGCCUUGACUUCGGGCGUUGGGGCGCGUCGUGACGCGCUCUGUCACCGGCUACACUAGAGUCCAGCGCGCCCGGCGUUUACGCUUCACUUUCGAUGCGUAAGAGUUUGAGCUUUGCAGCAGCAGCAGCAGCAGCAGCCGCGGAGGAGCCAUCCGAGCGGGAUCUUUUGCACUAUGACUUCGGAUCCAGAAAAGAACCGGCAGCGUGUGAGACAGUUUGUGGACAAACCCGGGAAUGGAAACUGUGCCGACUGCGGAGCCGCAGAUCCUGAAUGGGCGUCCUACACCCUGGGAGUGUUUGUGUGUCUCAGCUGCUCGGGCCUCCAUCGAAACAUCGCUCAGAUCAGCAAGGUGAAAUCCAUCGUGCUGGAUCCCUGGAGCUCCUCUGAGGUGGAGUUUAUGGACUCUGCAGGUAACAACGCCGCCAAGGCCAAAUACGAGCAGAUAGUUCCUGCCUUCUACUACAAGCCCACACACAGAGACUGCAUGCUCCUGCGGGAACAAUGGAUCCGAGCCAAGUACGAGAGGAAGGAGUUCAUGUGUGUGGAGAAGCAGGAGCCCUACUCGGCAGGCUACAGAGAGGGCUUCCUGUGGAAACGAGGCCGAGACAACGGGCAGUACCUCAGCCGCAAAUUCAUCCUGUCCGAACGGGAAGGCGUUUUGAAGUACUUCAACAAGCAUGACGCCAGAGAGCCCAAAGCGAUACUGAAGAUCAAUACGGUGAACGCCACGUUCCAGCCCACGAAGAUCGGCACCGCCAACGGCCUGCAGAUAACCUAUUUGAAGGACAACAGCACGAGGAACAUCUUUGUUUACCACGAGGAUGGAAAGGAAAUGGUGGACUGGUUCAACGCCAUCAGAGCAGCCAGGUUUCACUACCUGCAGGUGGCUUUUCCUGGAGCUUCCAUUGCUGAUUUGUUGCCAAAGCUAACAAGAAACUACAUCAAGGAAGGUUACAUGGAGAAGACCGGUCCCAAGCACACAGAGGGCUUCAAGAAGAGAUGGUUCACGAUGGAUGACAGGAGGCUCAUGUACUUCAAAGAUCCACUGGAUGCCUAUGCCCGAGGCGAGGUGUUCAUUGGCAGUAAGGAAAACAGCUACUCUGUGCUCCCCGGCCUCCCCGCGAACAUUCAGGGCUACCACUGGCAGUUUGGAAUCACCAUAGUGACCCCAGACAGGAAGUUUCUGUUCGCAUGCGAGACCAAACGGGAUCAACAAGACUGGAUGGCUGCAUUACAGAGCGUCAUCGACAGACCGAUGCUGCCUCAGGAGUACGCGGUGGAGGCCUAUUUCAAGCGCAAACCAUGACGUCCCAGAGCUGGAAGAAUCGUCGGUGCAGGAUGAGAAGCAGGGAGCUGGAGGAAGAGGAGCAGAGAUGUACUUGAGAUCUCAUGAUGGGAGCCUUUGUAAAAAAAAACUUAAGGUUACAGAAAAAAAAGAGGACCUAGAACUGAGACGGCUUCGACCACAGCUGCAGACUCCCUUCACUCCACCCGUCGUCCUGUGCAGCCCCACCUGUUAUGUGCCAGACCCAUUUCAUAGGGAGUCCGAAUCACGCCUCAGCUCAUGAAUGUUAGCCUAACUCACUCAUAACUCGUGUUAUGCAACUUACUUACAUACUUGAAAAGAGGUCAGUCAUCGUGACCUGAAUGUGUAGAGGUUAUGCACGUGACUUUGCUCAGUAGGAAAUCAGAAUUGUGCUGCUCAGAUGUCAAAACGUGUGUGGUUUUCUGUUCUCAGUAAUCUAAUAUUAGAAAUAUACUCAUAGUUCAGUGACAGAUGUUUAAUGUGGAGCAAUUUUCCUGCCAAAACUUGAACGAAAUGUGUUAAAAAUGCCCUAAAAAUACACACAGUGUGGUUUUGCAAAUACAGAACAUACCCAUCACGGACAAGUGCGGCAUGUUUCACAAGUACAAGAAAAAUAGUACGCAACUUCCCACCAUGCUUCCGUGCUCAGGAUUUUCGCAUUGAGUGAUCUGCCCUCCACAGCAGCAGUCAGCGCUAUGAGUACAUUUAAACUUUAUCAUAAAGGAGCGUGCUGAAGUUUGAAGAGACGGGUCACCUGGUGAAGGUGGAGAAGGAAACAUUCAAACUAAAUAGACUUUACUUUAUGAAUGUACACAGAAGAAAUGGGAACAAGAAAAUACACGACAGGAUAAGGGAAAGAAAUGAGUCUCAGGAACACAACUGAACACAAAUACAGACACAAUCUCUGUGGCAGUCGUUGGUCGCUACCUUGUGACUAACAUGCAGGGAAGUCAUCUGUUUUCCAAGUGGUAUUACUGUCGGCAUCGCUGUUUCGAGACAACUAUCAUUUUCUGUUAAUUUCAGUCACAAAUAACAACAAGACAAAAAAAAAGUGAGUUUUAGUCUUUAAUAGAAAUGAUCCCCAGUAAAUCUUCACUUGCCCUGAAGAAAUUGUGUAUAGACAGAGAGGUUUAUAGGAAACCAAUCUAAACGCAGAUGGUUUCAUAGUUCUAUACCUGUUACACGGUGUCAUAAACAUUUACUUCAUAUCGAUACAAAGGACUGUUCGACUGCCAGGUUAAAUCGACGUACAGCACCACCUGCUGUUGUGGAGGGUGAAUCAUUUGGGAAAUUAUUGAGAACGUUUUGGCAGAAAUCUUGUGCCAAAAGUUUCGCGAUGUAACGGUCACUGUCUAUGUGGGAUGUUUGUUUUGUAUUUGUUCGUUAAUGAUGAUUUAUUAGCAAAAUGUGGUGUGUUUGUUUGACAGGUACAUUUUGUAUUUGCAAAACCAAAUGCUUGAGUUUGUUGCUUAACCUUGCUUAAGAUUCUGAAUCUUGUUGGUAAAUUGCAGGGCAUUUAAAAAAAAAACACACAUUUUGUUUGUCUGUGAUGGCAAGAAAUUAACUCCGUCGUUCAAUAUGGCUGAAUUAAUCAUGCAUUUCAUCUUAAGUGCGGACUCAUAGAUCCAUAGGCUAAUUUCCACAUUAGUACAAUAUUUAAUUCUCAACAUAUUUAUUUCUUUUAACCGUCUAAUUUGCUGUAUGCAGCUUGUACUGUUGAGGUGCAGGGCAUCGCAGACAUAAUAAGCUAUAUUGCUUUCUUUUGUACAUAUUCAAGCAGCUGAACGUUAAACUGCUUCGUGAAGUUUUAUCAUCACUGGUAAUUAUUGGCUUGCAUCCGUUCAUCUCUCGUUCAGUGUCUCUCCUAAUGUGCUCUAACUAUUUAUCCAGCAGAGGGAGACAAAGGAAAGGGUUUAAAACUCAGUAUGACACCCUUCACCACACACUCUCAAACUCUGGGGGCUCAUUAACCUCAUCAGACUCCUGCCUGCAGAUGUGCACAUUACACUAUUUGUGUGAGUGCCGACAGCAGAGGCAGGGAGAUGUUUCUGAGCGGUACUGUAAUGGGACAGUGAUUCCUUUUGUUCAAACUGAAAGAGCCGGGGUCAAGCGGACUGUGUGAGCAUGCAUCUGCAGCCCUGAACUAAACAUUAAAUCAUCACGUUGUCUUGUAACUCACUGUGGGAGUAAUCUGAAAUAUGCUCACUAUUAAAAGAGUAAAAGCCAAAAAAA